Lachancea meyersii CBS 8951 is the source of this 948-nucleotide messenger RNA. NCBI's taxonomy places the organism in Eukaryota, Fungi, Ascomycota, Saccharomycetes, Saccharomycetales, Saccharomycetaceae. The record is from the annotation of a GenBank genome assembly.
AUGAACUCAGAUCUACUUGAACGCAUAGAGACAAUAAGAAAAAGUGUCGAAGACUUUAGCUCGGCAAGACGCCUUCAUAGGCCGCCUUUAAAGGCUCGAAUGAUUAUUAACAAAUACAAAUACAAGACUAAGGCUCCCAGAACGAAGAAAAAUAGGCUCUUACCUGAAAAGUUUCAGAAAGUUGGAGCGCUCUACGAUCGAGUUUGUAAUGUUCCCACGACGCAGUUGCGUGCCCCAAACUUCCACAAUUGUCUGAAAUCUUUGGUUCAAAACUCCCGAAAAUUGACUACUGUUGAAGAUAAAGCCAACCUCGCUGUGAUAGCAGCGGCUGGAUGGUGCACAGUACCGCUCAAAGAAAUUAAGGACUCACAAACCCUCAUUCUUAAAUGCUCAGAGUGCUCUCAGGUGCUGUAUUUGAAAAUUGACGAUUAUUUAAACACUGUGGAGUUUGAACACCAAGCUGCAGAGCUCUUAGCUAAAGCCCAUCACAAUCACUGCUCGAAACACAGAGGCGGUUUCGACAUCAAGCGAGACUACUACCUGAAUCAUGAAAAUUUGUGUUUAGAGUUCCAGAGAGUAAUAGAGGAAUUGCGUAGUACCAGUUCCUGGGACUUGGAUGCGGAAGUUAAGCUCGACUGUGAAAAAUUGGCACCUAUCCGGUCUAUAUUUGGUGUUUCAGACUGCUCUAGUUCGAUUGGAAAAUUGAGUCUCAUUCUGAAGGGCUAUAAAUUUAUCAACAGUCACGUAAUUGAAUGCACCGGAUGCUACCACAGUGCGUUCGUCAAGACCUUCCAAGACCCACAAUUCAACGGCCAUGCCAAAUGGUGCAAAUAUCACAACGAGUCCAAACUUGUCGAAAUGAUGCAUACGCCCGUAAAUGGAACACCAGGGAAUCAGGACAUCGACCAGCGACUAAAGGCUUUGACCGAGUAUUUCAGCGCACCUUGA